AUGCUUUCACUUUCAUUACGCGUACGGGUUUCACACCCAAACACUUGCACGAGUGUUAGACUCCUUGGUCCGUGUUUCAAGACGGGACAGUUAGAGCACGUACGACAGACAGCGAUACCAGGACUAGCCCAGUCAGCAGCGAAAGAAACACUGCAAAAACAACCGAGGACAAGCCAAGCAAGAAAUGACGCUACUAGUCACACCAGAGAGCCAAAACAAGCGAAUAACAAGUCCCCAGAUGACGCUGGCCGAGCAUUACUGAUUCCCAAAAGGAGCACAGAAAUGCAACGUUCGCUCCAAUCGAUUCCCCCUCAGCAAUUUCAGGUACUUUUAACACUCUUUUCAAAGUUCUUUUCAUCCUUCCCUCACGGUACUUCUUCGCUAUCGGUCUCACACCAAUAUUUAGCCUUAUGA
Theileria equi strain WA is the source of this 414-nucleotide messenger RNA. RefSeq lists its product as hypothetical. The transcript has a single exon. Lineage: Eukaryota; Apicomplexa; Aconoidasida; Piroplasmida; Theileriidae. Bases 1 to 414 code for a protein of 137 amino acids. Gene Ontology annotation, biological process: regulation of cellular respiration. The record is from RefSeq and is a predicted model, not a curated record.